AUGGUUGCAAAGUACUCAUUCUUCCCAGGAAAGCCAAGGUGGCCUCUAUCGAAAACCCAUUUCACUUACAGCUUCCAAUCCAGUGCCCAAGCUCCCCAAGGUGCAACCGAAGACAUUGUUAUUGGUUUCCAUCGCGGUAAUCAUAAGGAUGGGAACCCAUUUGAUGUUCUUGGGGGUGUAUUGGCUCAUUCUUUUCCACCAACAAGACGAUGGGUCCACUAUGAUGCUGAUGAGGAUUGGAGUAGUAAUCCAAACCUAAGCCAAAUAGACUUGGAAUCAAUUGCAGUUCAUGAGAUAGGGCAUGGUCUUGGGCUUGGCCAAUAUGUAUAUGUGCAUCACUUCCUGCAUGAAUAUCAAGAGGGAUCUGAGUGCUGA
Molecule: messenger RNA, 375 nt
Organism: Cornus florida
Lineage: Eukaryota; Viridiplantae; Streptophyta; Magnoliopsida; Cornales; Cornaceae
Product: metalloendoproteinase 5-MMP-like
Exons: 2
Coding region: 1-375 (124 amino acids)
Biological process (GO): extracellular matrix organization; proteolysis; collagen catabolic process
Cellular component (GO): extracellular matrix
Molecular function (GO): zinc ion binding; metalloendopeptidase activity
Source: RefSeq, a predicted model, not a curated record